Messenger RNA from Anneissia japonica, 2690 nucleotides. RefSeq names its product solute carrier family 35 member E1-like. Gene Ontology annotation, cellular component: Golgi apparatus. The record is from RefSeq and is a predicted model, not a curated record. Bases 112 to 1155 code for a protein of 347 amino acids. NCBI's taxonomy places the organism in Eukaryota, Metazoa, Echinodermata, Crinoidea, Comatulida, Comatulidae. Gene Ontology annotation, molecular function: antiporter activity. The transcript has 6 exons.
GUCAAAGAUCAUUUUAAAAGUCAACACAACAUAAAACAGCAGUAUCGAGUGUCAACGUAAGCAUGAACAAUAAAACUAAUUAAAAGAGAAGUAGUUGUUGAAUAAACCGUCAUGCAAAUCACAAAUCAGGCCUAUAAAGAAGGAUGUUGGAUUGUUUUUCUUUGCUCUAUUUGGUACACGAGUAGUUCAGGACAAAAUGUUAUCAACAAACGCCUUCUGGGCUACUUUCCGUAUCCUAUAACGAUCUCAAUGGUACAUAUGUUGUGCGUAGCACUUUUUCUAGGACCGGUGUUACGGCUUCGGAAAGUAGAGAAGCUGAAAAUUCACGAUAAACAUCGUUUUUUAAUGCUUGUUUUCCCAUUGGCAUUUGGAAAAUUUUUUGCAUCUAUAUCUUCUCAUUUAAGUAUUGCAAAUGUGUCAGUAUCGUUUGCUCAUACAGUGAAAGCUAUGAUGCCAAUAUUCACAGUCAUCUUAUCAAGAAUAAUAGUAAAUGAAAAAGCAAGUAAAAGGGUUUAUUUGGCUCUAGCAACAAUAAUAUUUGGUGUUUUGAUAGCUACUGUAACUGAGUUGACUUUCAAUGUUAUAGGAGGCACCUUCGCACUCAUAGCAACAAUAACUUUUUCUCUUCAAAAUGUUUAUACAAAAAAGGCGAUUGGAGAUUUGUACAUUCAUCAUUUGAGAUUAUUACUGAUCCUGGGUCAGCUAGCUUCCCUUAUGCUGCUUCCUAUAUGGAUGUACGUUGACCUAACUAGAAUAUACAACAAUAAAGUUUUAAUUGAAACAUUAAAUUGGCCAAAAACCCUGUUGUUGCUGUUUCUUAGCGGAUUACUCAAUUUCACCCAGAAUAUAUUUGCAUUUAGUGUGAUUUCUCUGAUUAGUCCUUUAAGUUAUUCAAUUGCAAAUGCAACAAAACGAAUUGUCAUUAUCACAAGUUCAUUGAUAUUUCUGCGGAACCCUGUCACGCCGAUGAACGUAUUUGGAAUGGGCACUGCAAUCAUUGGAGUACUAGCUUAUAACAAAGCAAAGUAUGAUGACCGUUGCAAUAAACAGAUGUUACCUGUGUACACAAGUGAUGCAGACUUGGUGCAUAUGAAAGCUUAUAGGACUAGAGAGGCAAUCUUUUCAAAUGGUCACUCAAAUUCUAAUUAUGUUUAAAAUUGAAAUUCUGCUAUGUAUGUACGCCCUAUCUAGACCAUCAAUUUAUUUUUUUGACAAAAUCAUGUGACAUGCCUAAAUAUGGUCAUUAUGACAUCCUGGACAUAUAUGGGUACAUCAUGACUAUAUAUGGGCACAUCAUGACUAUAUAUGGGCACAUCAUGACUAUAUAUGGGCACAUCAUGACUAUAUAUGGACAUACAAUAGUUUCAUGUCAAAGAAAAUUUGACAGUGUGGACAAAGCGUUGAGUGACUGGUUAUAUUUAAUAUUGGUCAUUAUGUAACUAGCAUUAUAGUAAAAAGUGUUUUUAUGACAUAAGACUCAGGCUCAAUAAUUAAACAUUUUAUUAAAUAUUUAUAAACUUAAUUUUAUUGAUUAUGUGCUAUUUAUAUAAAAUAUUGCAUCAUACUGCAUUCUGGCUCUCAUCCUUUUUCUGGGUUCAUUUUAAACUGGCUAAUAAAUUAAAUCACUGAAAAGAAUUAUCAUAAUGAAAGAAAUUGAUACUAGUGUGUGAAUACUAAUUCUGUGUAUGUUUACUAAGCAACAUUUUUCUGUUCAUAUAUAACCAUAUACACUUUAAGAAGCAACAAAACGAGAAACAGCUAAAGCAAAUAAAUUACUGAAACCAAAGAUAAUAAAUAGCAAAAGAUAGAGCAGUUCGCGAUAUAGUGGAACACCCCAUGAGGGCGUCCAUGAGAGCAAUUUUCCUCCAUUCGAGCGGCGGCGCUAUAACUUUGAUGGGUUUGAUUGGUUGAUAACUCUCUAGUUCGUUUGUUUUCAUUAGCUUCUCCACUCCAUGAAAUAAUUUCCUCCAUUCUAGAGAUGGCGCACGUUCCAUCGAAUUUAAUACAAAUUACGCGAAGAGCUUCAGUAUUCUUCUGCUAUUUAUGUUCUUUGCUGAAUGCUGAAACUCAAGAGUCAGCAGCCCUAAGCACAUUGGUAUAUUAUUCAAUGCAGACUUGAAAUGGCAUUUUAUGGAUUAUAGUCAAGUAAUAAUGGUUUAAGAUGUCUAUAUGUAGCAAAGAAAUGACAAUUGUGUGUCUGCAGCCCUCUCUGUUGGUGAUAUUCACCUGUGAGAAUGUGGAGGUCAGAAAGUUGAAACAAUAAUUCUAGUUGCUAGGUGUCAGAUUUUCACAAUUUUUGUAUGUUAUGUCUGCAAUCUAAUCUAAAUGUAGAAUUAAAUAUAAUUUUUGCAAUUUUAUUUUCCAAACAGUUAACUUUAAUAUUGCAAUUAAUAGUAACAUUUUUGAAACCUUCAUUUGAAAUAUUAUGAAGUUAGACAGCAAGGGAAUUGUUUCAUAGAAAUAUUUUUUAGGUAUAUUAGACUCAUCAAAUAUUUUGAAUAAAUUUGUGCAUGAUUAUUUUGAAGCCAUUUUUGCUAAUAAGUGAUGUUUUGCUAAGCAUUAGUACAAAUUGUGUCUGCAAUAUGUUAAUUGGUAAUGUAAAUAUAAAGUGAAUGUUUAUAUUUUAUAUAAUGUUUAUUUUAUAAUUAUUAUAAACACAUUUUUGUGAUUUAGAUUUAAAUGUCAUUUUU